CUGCACUUCUCCCCCUUCCCUUUUCCCCUGCCCCUUCCCCUUCUCCUUCCCCUCCUCCUCCCAUCAUCUCGGCAUCUCCGCACCGCCGCCGCCAUAGGGUUGCAACGUUGCAAGCCCUGCCGCUGCCCUAGUCCCACCAGCCCGUCCCAUUCGCCUACUCUGUCCUUGCGCCGUCGCCGGCGCCGCAGAAGGGCGAGAUCGGCGCCUCGGCGUCCUCCCCAAACUCUCAGAUUCGUGCCCCACCGCACCCAUCCUUGCAUCUGCAUCGGAGCCGCAGAAGGGCGGGAUCGGCGCCUCGGCGUCCUCCCCAAACUCUCAGAUUCGUGCCCCACCGCACCCAUCCUUGUAUCUGCAUCGGCGCCGUCUCGCUCCGCUUCCGCUUCCGCUUCGGCCUCACCAAUCCCGCCGUAAUCUCGGCUAGUGGAUCGCGAUCCACGAUGCAGAUGGUUCUGUAGGGCGCACUCGCUAGGGUUUUCGCGUCGGAUACUAUGGACGCCGUGGAGCCCCGGGAGGGUUCCGAUCGGAUACCUGACGCAUCCCCUGCCUCAGCCCCACCGCCGGCUGCUGAUGAGGCGAAGACGGAGACCGCCGAUGGCAGCCCGGCGGUGGAAGGGCCUGCUGCGGCGCACGCAGCCAGUGAGGUCGAGAUAGGCGAAGGCAUCUCGGAGGAGCAUCAGCGUGCUUUGGUGCCCUCGGUGAGCGAGUCCAAGAUGGAGGUGAAUGAGGGCAGCAUUUCGGGGGAAGCGCGUGAUUUGGCUUCUGUGAUGUCUGAAGCGAAGGUGGAGGUGGAUGAGGGCGGCGCCACGGGCGACGAGCACCCAGAGGCGCCUGCAGCCAGCGAGGUAAAUGAGAGAAUCGUUCCGGGGGAAGUGCAAGAUUUGGCUCCUGUGGUGUCUGAAGCGAAGAUGGAGGUGGAUGAGGGUGGCGUCGCGGGGAAAGAGCACUCUGCGGGGUCGGUGGCGGGGGAGGUAAAUGAGGGAAGCAUCUCGGAGCAGGAGCGCACUGCGGCAGCUGUGGCAAGCGAGGUUAAGAUGGAGGAAGGUGAGGGCAGAGCGGUGAAUCAAGAGACCACCACACCUGCUGGCGGCCUUCAGGUUAAAGAGGAGGUGGGGGAACGCUUGGUGGGGCGCUACAUCGGCCGGAGCACUCCAGGGCAUAGAAGGAUUCUUAUUGGUAAGGUUGCAUCUUAUGAUAGCACUACUGGGGUGUAUGUUGUGGUAUUUGAGGAUGGACAUGGUGAGGAUUUGGGGCUUCCUCAGCUCCGGGAAUUACUCAUGGUUGAGGAGAAUGGUGCAUCUGGCAUGAAAGUGAGCUGCAGGAAGAGGAAGCUGGACUUGCUGGUUUCAUCAGGGAGUGCGUCUGAGGUGAAAGGGCCACCAAGUACUAGGCAAAGAGUCGAUGGAUACGAGAUGUCUGCCAGGCCUGAUGCGCCGCAGCAGAGUGGGUCUGGAUCGGAUAUGUCUGAGGAUGUUGAAUCUUCGAGCAAUUCAUCAGAUUUCACUAAAGAAGAACCAUCUGAGCCAUGCCCACCAAUACAGGCUGUGGAGUUGCCUCCAUCAUCUGGAGAUAUUGCUGUGCCAGAGGAGUCCAUAAGUUAUCUCUUUUCUGUCUAUAACUUCGUGCGAUCGUUCAGUGUGCAGCUGUUCCUGAGUCCAUUUGGGCUGGAUGAUUUUGUUGCAGCCAUUAAUUGCACUGUACAGAAUAACUUGUUGGAUGCUGUACAUGUCUCGCUACUUCGGGCACUAAGGCGGCAUCUUGUAACUAAAUCCGCUGAUGGAUCACAGCUUGCUUCAAAUUGCUUGAAGCAUCUAGAUUGGACAUUACUAGACACAUUGACUUGGCCAACUUUUCUACUAGAGUACCUCUAUGUGAUGGGUUGCAUUAAGAAUCUAGGGGGGCAGGGUUUUGGUAGAAGCCUCCUAGCCAUUGAAUACUAUAAACUUCCCGUUGCCAUGAAGCUGAAGGUGCUGCAAAUUCUCUGUGAUCAUGUCAUUGAUUCAGAAGAUCUCAAAACUGAACUGGAGGAUCGAGAAGGCUACAACGAUGAGAUGGAAUAUGAGAUGGAGUCUAGUGCGUUUUUGGAGGCUGGCUCAAGAGCAGUCUCGACUAGAGCCUCAAAGGCUUCUUCUUACAAAAGGAUUAAUGAUUUACAGAACCUGGAAACUGCUCCAAAUGUAACGAAUACAGAAGCUGUUGUAGCAAACGCUUCUCAGGAUGGCAACAGUGAUGAUUGCCGAAUAUGUGGAAUGGAUGGGACCUUGGUAUGUUGUGAUGGCUGCCCAUGGGCAUAUCAUUCAAGAUGUAUUGGUCAAAACAAAGCUUUUCUUCCCCAGGGAGAAUGGUUCUGUCCAGAAUGUGUGGUUAACAAGCUUGGAACAACUUCGUCCAGAAUUGAGCGUGGUGCAAGAGGAGCUCAAAUAUUUGGCAUUGAUAUGUGCAGGAGGCUCUUCUUAGGAUCCUGCAACUAUUUGCUUGUGGUUGGAGCAUCUUCAAAUGCAGAGUCUUAUGCAAGAUAUUACAAUCAUUAUGAUGUUGUCAAGGUCCUUCAAACACUUGCUCCCUCAGAUGCAUAUAUGGAUAUAUGCAGGAGAAUAAAGGAGUACUGGAAGCAUUUACUUGAUAUACCUCAGAGCGAGAGGUCAAAAAUAGGUAAAGAAGUCGGUGCAAGUCAUACUCCACAAUCCAAUAUGUCGAGUGUUACUCCAAGGAAAGCAGGAGAUGGAAGUGUUUGGACAACUUUAAAAGAUGGUGGGGACAGUAAGACAGUAGCACUUGCUCAGACAAAUGCUCAGCAGGAAUUUGUGUCUAAUCAAUAUACAGUGUGCUCAGCUGAACACCUGGAAGAACAAAAAUGCAUGACUAGCUUAGGUGCUGUCACCGAGAAGAAUAAUGAAGUUUUCAGGCAAACUUUGUCAGGUCAGAACAACAUACAUAAUGCAUCCAGAAAUGGAGCUUUUGGACCCUCUGUGGUAUCCUCAAUUUCUCAUCAUAAUGGGUCUGUUGUAGCCGGUGUGUCUAACAUAGCACAAGCACAGCCUGCACAGAGCUUAUUUCGUACAGACUUAUCCACCUGCGUUUCAGGAAUUAAUGGCAUGCCUAGGGAAGGUACUGUGAGCACCAUUUCUGCAAAGGCAGAAUCAUUUUGUCCAUCUUAUCAAGGUAAAAACUACCUUCAGCUGAUUGCUGAAAGACCUGGAAACAUGAGUGGUGGCAGGCCAGGAAAAUUGUCGUCUUUUAAACCACAGGCUUACAUGAAUCUGUACAAUCAUGGUAACAUUGCAGCAUCUGCUGCUGCCAAUCUAGCUGUUAUUACAUCUGAUGAAGGCAAGGUUUCAGCAUCCCAACUGACCGCAAACCCAAGGAAGAAAAUGGCUGCGGACAAUGCUCUACAACUGAAAGCAUUUUCCCCAGCAGCCGCACAGUUUGUUUGGCCGAGUACCGAAAAGAAGCUUAUGGAAGUCCCAAGAGAUAGAUGUGGUUGGUGCCUUGCCUGUAGAAGUUCAGCAAUUGGAAAUAAAAAGGCUUGUUUUCUUAACGUAGCCACUGCAAAUGCUGCUAAAGGAUCUGCUCGAAUUCUUAGUACCAUGCGUUUAAUAAAAAAUUCCGAUAGCCAUUUCCCCAGCAUUGUUGCUUAUUUAGCCAACAUGGAGGAAAGUUUGCGGGGCCUUUUGGUUGGUUCGCUGCAAGAUAUGCAGCAGAAACAACGGUGGCAUAAACAGCUACAAGAAGCUUCCAACUGCAGAGCUGUUGUACCCCUCUUGCUUGAAUUGGAAAGCAACAUUCGUGGAGUGGCAUUUUCUGCUAGCUGGUCGAAGCUAAUAGAUGACUGGCCUGUGGAACCUUCUGGUGUAUCUACUGGAGCAUCCCGUCCUGCUGCAUACCAAAAACGUGGGAUUGGUGGAAGGCGGGGCAGAAAACGUUUGAUGGCAUCUGAAUGUGGUACAGUUACCGAUGAUGACAACAGCUGGACUUGGUGGAGCAGGGGAAAUAUUUCAAAACGUAUUUUGCAGAGGGGGGCUCUUCUAAGUUCAACCAUAAGAAAAGCUGCUCGUCAAGGUGGUAAAAAGAGGAUAGCAGGUUUAUCUUACCAUGAAGGCUCAAAUUUUCCAAGACGAACUCGGCAAUUUGCUUGGAGAGCAUGUGUUGCAUUAAGCCAGAAUUCAUCUCAACUUGCUCUGCAGGUUAGAUAUCUUGAUGCCCACAUAAGAUGGAAGGAAUUCAUCCCUCCAGAUCAAAUUCCUUCAGAUGUAAAAAGUUCAGAUGCGGACUUUUCUGCUCUCAGAAAUGCAGUAAUCUGUGAUAAAAAAGUAGUUGAUAAUAAGAUAAGAUACGCACUUAAGUUUCCCAACCAGAAGCAUCUUCCUGUUCGUGUAACAAAGAAUAUUUUGGAAGCAGAAGGUAAUCGGGACGAAAAUAGCAAUUUGUGGUUUGCUGAAAACCAUGUGCCACUGUACAUGGUGCGAGAGUUUGAGCAGAAAGCUGGGAUUAGCUCCUUGCCUACACCAGGAAUGUUAGACGCUAAUUGUUUAUCCAAUUUCUACCCAAGACGAGUGAAAGCAUCUCCCGGAGAUGUCUUUUCUUAUCUUUUUCACAAGGGAGAUGUGUAUCCCUGCACCUCAUGCAAGAAGGAUGUUGCCUUCAGGGAUGUUGUUAAAUGCAGCUCUUGUCAAGGUAAUUGUCAUAAAGAGUGCACAGCCAGAUCUGUUGGUAGUAAAGGAGGCAAUGCUACUUUCAAUUUGAUAUGCAAGUUAUGCCUCCAGAAGCGGAAUCUUAUGCUUACAAGUUACAAUACAAAUGCAAGUUAUAUCCGGCCUCAACAGAAGAGUAAUGGCCAGCAGCCAGUGACUGCUCCCAAAAUAAUAUUUAAGGUUGGUUCUUCCCAUUCUGCUGAACCUGCCGUGAAAGUUGAAGCCCAGCCAUUUGCGAAGGUUGAAGCCCAGCCAUUUGCGAAUGUGAAAGCCCAGCCAUUUACGAAGGUGGAAGCCCAGCCAAUUGUGAAUGUGGCAACUCAGAAUAUCGCUAAUGUGCAGGCUCAGCCAAAGGCUAAAACUAAUAAGUCAAAGUCAGAAAAACCGAGAAAACCUAAAAAAAUUCAAGCAAUCACAUAUUUUGGUCUCGUGUGGAAGAAAAAUAAGAACGACAAUGAUGGAAGUGAUUUCAGGGCGAAUGAUGUAAUCCUAAAAAGCAAGGAUUGUAUAGAUUCGUCAAUAAAACCGAUUUGUUGUCUCUGCAACAAAACUUAUUCUCCAGAUUUCCUGUAUGUCCGCUGCGAGAGGUGCAGAAAUUGGUUUCAUGGUGAUGCCUUGCAACUUGAGGAAGAAAAAAUAGUUGAAUUGGUUGCAUACCGAUGCUGUAGGUGCCGAAGGCGGGCCAUACCACAAUGUCCUCAUUCAGAUGAUUAUAUGAAGCCUGAACCAGAAAUCAGUGAACAAACAUUUGCUAUGUCUUCGCAGUCAACUAUGCUCUCAAGUGAGGAGACUUUUGCUCUAUCAGACCAAGACCCAUUGCUUGCUUCAUAUGGAAUAGUUGAACCGAUUGGGGAAGAAACAGUAGAUGCUGAUUUAUCAAUGAACAUGGCAAGCUUUACCCCAGGAAGUAACCAGAAGCUGUCCAUAAGAAGAGCACAAGUUAAAAAUUGUGAAUACCUUGAUCAAUCUGGCAGACCUGUGAAUGACUAUUAUAUACAGAAUCAGACUCCAGGGAAUGCAAACAUCAAUUUCAGCCAUACUAAUGAAUUUUCUUUGUCAGAGGCUGACAGUGUGGAUGCUUCAGAGCUAUUGGGUUGGGAUUUUUCCCAAGGAACUGCAUAUGCUGCCCCUCCUGAUUUCACUGCUAAUUACCAGUCGAAUGACACUAGGUGUGGCAGCUUUGUGAUGGAGGAAUUUGAACCCCAAACUUAUUUCUCAUUCACCGAGCUGCUUGAAGCUGAUGAUUCGCAGCUUGACAAUGCAUUUGGGAUGUCUAAUGGUCUGCAAGAUGAUGGUAAUUGCAAAGGAAGCUUUGAUCAGCAAGGAGUUUGUUUUGAUGAAAUGUCUUUCAUGGUAGAAGAAGGAUCUUCAAAUAUAAAUUUCCCAACAAAUGAUCCAUCCCCUGACGAAGUAGCGUGCAACAAGUGCGAGAUCUCUCAGCCACCACCUGAUCUCAAAUGUGCGGUCUGUGGCCUGCACAUACACCGGCAUUGUUCACCUUGGGAGGAAAGUGUACAGCCUGCUGAGAGUGCCAAUUGGAGUUGUGGUGCUUGCCGGGAGUGGCGAUGAUGAACUUCAUUGCAUUUGCUACCGGAAUAGCAGAGUGGCAGCUGCUAAUUGUUUUGGCAAGUAAACACGACUCUAUUUAUAUACCCACCAGAUCUCUGUGAACAAGAGUUUAAUUUGGUUCCUGAGCAUGCUUUCUGUUUAGGUGGAAGGCAUAUCGUGAAGGGCACUGAGGAAUCUGGAUGAACAUUUUUCCAUCAAGCUGAUGGUAUGCAGUGCUACUGAUCGUUUGGAGGUUGAGGUUGAUUAUUUGACAUGAUUUUAGCCAUCAUACAUUAAGAGUAGCAACGACGGUUUCGGAGUUUACACUGUACAUAUUAAAGGAUGGGUCGACGAAGACCAUUUUCCAUUCUUUAGGCGGUUUAUUUUUUUGGGGAGUUUUAGGGCUAGGAUGCUGUUAGCAACAUGUUAUAUGGGUCUGGAAAACCAUAUUCAUGUAAAGCUCUAUUAUCUUGCAUUCUUUCUUGUUUUUUUCAGAUAGAAGUGCCUCUUUCUCAGAGUGACUAUUUUUUAUGCUUGAUAUAUUGUCUCCAUUUUUCC
Phragmites australis (common reed) is the source of this 6794-nucleotide messenger RNA. RefSeq names its product DDT domain-containing protein PTM-like. The record is from RefSeq and is a predicted model, not a curated record. NCBI's taxonomy places the organism in Eukaryota, Viridiplantae, Streptophyta, Magnoliopsida, Poales, Poaceae. The coding region runs from base 489 to 6257 and encodes 1922 amino acids. The transcript is spliced from 9 exons.